AUGUCAAAGAAAAGGGGAAUUUUUGGUGUUGCAGGACCACGCGUGUUGUAUUUCUUUGAUGGCCGUGACAGCUGGUCCUCAGAUGAUGAUAGUGACUCAGAUUUCGAGGUGACACCAGGUGAAGCUGAAAAACUGGAUAUAAAGAUUCAUAAAAAAAGAAUAAAGAAAUGUAAAGAAAGAAUCAAUGGUGUAGCUGAAAAGGACGUAUAUGGCAAAUCUAAAUUAAAGAAAAUGAACAAAGAGUGGACUUCAUCAGUAUCAACAAAAAAAGGGCACGGUUCCAGAAUAUGUUUGCAGAAUCUACCUCCUGAAGUAUUGGUGCAUAUCUUUAAAUUUGUUGUCAAAGAUGACAAUGUCCUUCCUACUCUCUGCAGAUUUUCUAAAAUGUGUCAAAAUUUUUAUGUGGCUGCCAGUCACCCUUCACUGUGGAAGAAAGUAGACCUGUCAUUUGGUUGGAUCAAGUCUAGCCUGGAUACUCUAAAGUGGUUGGUGAAGCAUAGGCUGACUCAGGUAGAAGAACUGAAUCUAGGAUCAUGGGAUCAGCUGAAAGAUGAAGGGAUCCAGAUUGUUACAGAAAGCUGUCCAACCCUGACAUCCCUCAUUCUGUUCCGAUGUAAAAAACUAACCUAUAGAUCUCUCACGCUAAUUGCUGAUAACUGUACAAAGCUGAGUGCUUUAGAUCUUUCUUUUGCUAGUGGUAACGUACUCAACCCUCCCACAUUGAGAUAUUUUAUUGAGAAGCGAGGAGCGAAUCUAGAAAGUCUGACACUUUCAGGAAAUAAACUUGGUUCAUUUCAGAAAACACUGUCUUCCCUCAAGGAUCAUUGUCCAAAUUUAAGAAGUCUGGAUAUUUCAGGCUGCUCGUUUUUUGAAAACCAGAAUAAUAUGACGUUUCCCAUUGAGGAUCUGCAGAUUGCAUGGCCCAAAUUACAGAUUCUACGAUUGAACUGUAUUGAGUGUAGAGUACCGCCAACUACAUUGGAGAGACAGGCAAUGUCACCAGGUUUUCCAGAGUUGGAAGAAUUGAGUCUUGCUAGCCGAGUUAAUCUGCAAGCUUACAAUUCAUAUGGGGCCAAUGAUGAAUUUUUAAGUCGACUUUUGAAGACGUCACAUAAGUUGAAAUACUUGGAUAUCAGAAAUUGUAGAAGAUUAAGUAAAAAUGCAUUGGAGAACAUUCCAGCUGGUAAUCUACAACACCUGUUCAUGAGUCGUUGUACCAUUUCUGAACAUGGUGGACUUUGCCGGACAAUCGAGAAGUGGCAACACAGCUUGGUACAGCUGGACAUAUCAUGGAUCAGGGACCCUUCCAUGGAAAUGGAGCAAGCAAUGACAGAAUUGGCCAAACAUGGUGACCAAUCAACACUGAGUAUAAUCGACUUGAGUGGGUCGCCAGUAGAAAUGAACAGUGUCAGGUUACUGUUGCAGGGAUGUCCUUCCUUGAAUCGUGUGGACCUCUCAUCAUGUCGCAGUAUCUCAAGAGGUUUCAAGCGAUUAUACGAAGGGAAAGAACUAGAUGAACUCAGGGACAAUAUCUCUUGAAAUUCAAUGGAUGCAUCAAAAACCCUAUAUAUUCCGUUAACUUUUUUAAAUGAAUUUUUUUACUUGUUUGUAGAUGUUUGUAC
Saccoglossus kowalevskii is the source of this 1622-nucleotide messenger RNA. RefSeq names its product F-box/LRR-repeat protein 6-like. Gene Ontology annotation, cellular component: SCF ubiquitin ligase complex. The record is from RefSeq and is a predicted model, not a curated record. NCBI's taxonomy places the organism in Eukaryota, Metazoa, Hemichordata, Enteropneusta, Harrimaniidae. Gene Ontology annotation, biological process: SCF-dependent proteasomal ubiquitin-dependent protein catabolic process. Gene Ontology annotation, molecular function: protein binding.